CAUGAGAGAGGACAGCAAGACCUUCACAGGCCUGCAGGUCAGGGUUGAGGGCAGAGGAGGAGCAUUGCUUCCAUCGGGACAGCUCCUUGGAGAAUGGUGGCCGGCUGAGUUGCCUGUGAGGCAACCCCUCAGCUAAACCAUAUGAGAUGGGGCUCAGAGGAGGUGUGCUGGCAGGUCUGGCUGUCCCGUGUGGAUGCAGAUUUGAGACCCAGAAGUCUCCCCAUGACUCCUUAUCACAUCCGACAAUACCAAGAGAGAGGGGACCACAAGCAGGUCCUGGACUUGUUCUGUAGGGGCAUGGAGGAGCACAUCCCUACUGCCUUCCGUCAUGCAUUGCUGCUACCCCGAACUCUCCUGCUCUUACUUGGGGUGCCCAUUGCCCUGGUCCUGGUGUCUGGCUCCUGGUUGCUGGCCAUUAUGUGUAGCUUCUUUCUGCUCCUGUUUCUACGGCUCUUUGUCAAACAGUCCUUGAAGAAGUUUGUGGCCUUGCGUUUACGCACAGACCUGGCCGACAUCACCAAGUCCUACCUGAGUGAGCCUGGCUCCUGCUUCUUGGUGGCUGAGUCUGUGGGUCAGGUGGUGGGCAUGGCAGCUGCUCUGCCAGUCAAGGAUCCCUCAAUAAAGAGGAAGCAGCUGCUGCUCUUUCACUUGUCUGUGUCCUCACAGCAUCGAAGACAGGGGAUAGCAAAAGCACUGGUCAGAACUGUCCUCCAGUUUGCACGGGACCAGGGCUACAGUGAGGUUGUUCUUCGUACCACCGUGCUGAUGCGUGGCGCUGUGGCCCUCUACAAGGAAAUGGGCUUCCAGAAGGCAGGCCAGUCCUUCUUCAACACAACAGCAAAGCUACUGGCUGUCCCUUCAAUUCACUUCAUGUGCCCGCUCCCCUCUGCUCAGGAACGUGAGCUGUGAUCUUUCCCUGUGCAUCUGCCAGCCUCCAGCUCACAGUGCUAUCACAAGCAAACCCUAAUCCUGAAGUGGAUCAUAAAGGCGUAUUUGUCUGGCUCGUUGGAAUACUGUCUGUUUGAUGGUGUGUAAAGAACAGGGGCAGUCUUGCACUCUGGUUCCUCCAACAUCAACACCAUGUACUGGGGGGUCUGUGAGCACUGAUGGAGUAGGGUGGUUUCGUGGCUUGACCAGCAUGUGUGGCCCCUGCUGGCACUGACUAGACUCAGCCUCAUGGGCCUGCAUGACUGAGUAGAGGCCAAGUAUGGCGUGUUUCUGUAGGUCCAGGAAGAGGGUAAGAGACUAUUGACUGUCCUAGAUUUACUACUCUUGGGAACUGAGGCUAGAGUGGCCUUAGUCCUGAGAUAUGAUAUGAGUCCUUGUUGAUAUGAUAAUGGCAUAGACGCUAUGGGUACAGCCAACUACUUUCUGAAUGAAUUGCAGGUUCGCUGCCCAGGUUUGGUGCAAUAAGGUAAAAUUCUGUGGCUAAGAGAACCUAUUUGAAUACCUUCCUGUGUGCCCACAGUCCUCUCUUCAGACCCAUCCUUCUUCAGGCCCACCUCCCAGUGCCUCUCUAAAGCACAACAGUCCACCACUUUCCUCCUGCUCACCUACAAGACAACUCUUACACAGAUGUCUGUGACUACUGAAUCCUCAUCAGUGUCUCACUCAAAUGGAGGCUCUUCAGACAGAAGUACAAUAAUCGCCCUUCCCAAGCCUCUAUUGUUUGCACAUACUGUCCUUACACAGCAAUUCCAGGAGCACUUCCAGGGCAUUCUGGGAAGGACAUAGGAGUGUUUCUAGGUAGUCGCUGUCCUUGUAAAUGUAUAUACAAUAGCAGAGAAAUGGUUUUUACUCACCUAGGACACACAUGCACUCCGAAUGCUGUGAACCUGUGUGCUUUUCUGUGGCUGUGGUAAAAUUCUCCGACCAAAAACAACUUAGGGGAAGAAAGGGCUGAUUUCAUGUUACACUUUCAGGUUACAGUCCAUUACUGAGGGAAGCCAGGCCAGGAACUCUAGGUAGGACUGCUUGCUAGUCCAUGCAGCCUUCUCUCUGACUGGGGAACUCACUCAUAGCUGAGGAAGUACAGCAGGAAACAACCAGCUGCUUGCUAGCUGGUUUGCUCUCCCGUCACUCACAGGCUCAUGCUCAGCUAGUUUUCUUAUAUGUGCCUGGUGUCCUGGGAGGCCAGAAGACAACACUGGACCCCCUGGAACUGGAGUUAUGGAUGGUUAUAAACCAUCUUGUAGGUUCUUGGAAUCGAACCGAGGUUCUCUGCAAGAACAAUAGCGCUCUUAGCCACUGAGACAUCUCUCCGGGCCCCUGCAAACGCAUUUCAACAGAUGACUUGUGAGCAGGGUGGAAGCCCUUUGUCCUUUUGUUGUUGAUAGAAAUAUUUCAGUUUAUUUAAGCUGUUAAGUGCCAUCCCCACUCCAGCGCCUGGUGCAGCAUGUCAAUAGAUAGCGCUACUCAGACUAAGAGAUAUGUGUCCUUCGGGAUUAUGCUCUCUGGAGGUCCCUGGCAGACCCCCCCCCACUUGGCAAAGAGACGUAUUCUGAGAUUUCUGUGCUUUUUGGGUGCGGUCUUGGGGAUGGAAUUUUGAAUUUUUUGAUCUUUCUCUGUGACUCCUGAAACAGCACAACUAAUUUUAUAAAGAAAUUUAUUACUAGUAGAUUAUUAAAAGCUUUAGUAAAAAUAAUACGUAAAAGAAAUAAGUUUUAAAAAGUAAUGAAUUAGAUUUAGUAUUAAGUAGGCAUUAAGAAUAGUAAAAAAAUAAUAGGUUCCUUCUUAAGAAAAAAUAGCAUGAGAGGUGCAGCUGGCAGGAGUUUCCCCUCCCUUCAGUGCCUUGUUUCUAAGGAAGAUCAUAAAUCUUAAGCAGGACAUAUGGGAGGAUGGUUAACAAAGGUGUAGUUAGAUUUUGAUAUAGAGAGGGAUUUUGGCAGGCAUCUGACUUAGCUCCUGACUUUCCUCUUCACUAGUUAGCAAUAAUGAAACUACAUUUGAGGUUUCUUUUUCUUUGUUUGCUCUGAUCAAAAAGUUUUUAGGCCAAGAUUACUUGUGGGCACUGCUUUAUGUUUGACUGCAUUUUGAGUUAAAAUGUAAACUUUGUAUUCUUGGUAAAAGUCUGAAUGUUCUGGGAAGUAUGCCAAUUUUAAGGUGCCUUUUGUGAAAUCAUUAUAAAAAUACUAGCUUGAUUUCAAUAAAGUGCAGCAGAGCCAAAACCA
Molecule: messenger RNA, 3170 nt
Organism: Meriones unguiculatus (Mongolian gerbil)
Lineage: Eukaryota; Metazoa; Chordata; Mammalia; Rodentia; Muridae
Product: N-acetyltransferase 8-like
Exons: 2
Coding region: 142-909 (255 amino acids)
Molecular function (GO): N-acetyltransferase activity
Source: RefSeq, a predicted model, not a curated record